AUGGAGGCAUCUAGCACCAGUUCCAUUCCCGGGCCCGGCAGUAUCCCGGAAAAUUUUCAGCCGGCAGUAACUGAUGCUGAGCGGAAGCAUCGGAAGAAGGUACUGAAUCGGAUGAAUCAGCGAGCGCGCAGAGACAGGAUGAGAGGAAGCCAGUCGAAGAAGAACAUCGCAUCUUCAAAAUUUGAGACGAAUCGUUGGAGGGUAGAUGAGUUUGAACUCCUCGAAGUACCUCAGCCGAUCCAUGCCAUCCAAGAGGAGAGGAAACCAAAGCGCGCCAGGAUUCAUAACCACAAACAUGAUAACCAAUUGAUUUUUUCUAAAAAAAGUGGCAUCCAACUCCCCUCGGUAUUUCACAGCCUGAGCCUCGCUCAAGUUGAACAACACGCUCCACAAUUCAGUCGACGGGCGAGGUCGCAAUCAGCGAUGUUGGGUGCAUCUCCCUGCUCAGAUCAGCUAUUGAACCUCGUCAAUUACAACACAUUCAGAGGAUUAUUUAUCAACAAAGCCUUGCUGGCUACCCUUUCUGAACAUUUCCCUCCAGGGAGCAAUACAGCUGUCAACAUCAUGAAGGGCCUCCCUGGCCAGGCCACUGUUAUUCCAUCAUCAUCUAGUAUCCCCACAUCUCUCGUUCCAACGCGACACCAAAUGAGAGUUCCCCAUGCAACGUGGAUGGACUUCAUUCCAUUCCCCCGAAUGCGGGAUAACCUGAUCAGGCAUAACGAAGAGUUCGACCAUAGGCAGUUCAUCAGAGACAUGAUUGGAGAUUUACUAGACGAACUAUAUUUCAUGAGACCAAGCGUCAAAACAAGCCCUCCUGGCACCCACAGAGUUACACUCCGGGAUGGCCUCGACGAUCAGAUCACAGCAACGAGGAAUGGCCUGAUUAUCUGGGGCGAUCCUCAUAUACCGGACAGUUGGGAGGCUACUCCGGGGUUCUUUGAAAGAUGGGGUUGGGUGCUGGAGGGGUGCGUUGAGAUAGUCAAGUCUACCAAUUAUUGGAGGUCAUUACGGAAUGAAGAGCCAAUCGUACCAGAUCUUUAUAGAAAGGAGGAGGAAUAUACACUUGGCAGAAUUAUCAACGUUGACGAACAAUAG
This is a messenger RNA of Clonostachys rhizophaga, 1095 nucleotides long. The record is from the annotation of a GenBank genome assembly. Lineage: Eukaryota; Fungi; Ascomycota; Sordariomycetes; Hypocreales; Bionectriaceae.